AUGUCUGGACGCAUUUCAUCCGAUCACUCUCGCUCGGCCUCACGAUCAUCCCAAACCCCUCGUACAUCCCAGGGACAGGCUUUUGAGCCGAUGCCUCGCCAGUCCUUCGGUCGCAACUCACGCGUCUCCAACCCCAAUGUCUUCUCCGACGAAUACUCAUUAGAACCGCUCGAUACCGGCAACCAGAUUGAACGAGCUCCCUCCCCCGCCUCCGUCUGUUCCUCCACCACCCUUCGCUCUGUUCACCACCCUCAAAAGACCGUCAGCCAGGCUACGACCGAAAAUGAGAAUCCAUUUGGCGAUGACGCUCGAGUCUCCUUUGAGGAACCUCGUCGAUCGAGUCUUCCUCAGAAGGGAAUGGGCGGCUUCUCCACGAAUCGUGGCUCGGUCGCUUCGGUCAACAACAGUCCCUUCGCCGUCCAGCGAAACCAGAGCGUUUCUUCCCGUUUCUCGAUUCCGCGCGCCAUGAGCCCCUACACCGGAGCGACCGGACCAAGCCAUCCCUACGCCAUGUAUCCCCAGGUUGGAGUAAGUCGCUCGCCCAGCGUGGGAAGCACCUCGACUAUUCGCCAGCAUGAUCGCCCGUUAGGGGAAUCGAGCGGACCUCAACAUCCGUACGCCAUGUACCCGCAGAACGUCGUCGAAGAAGGGAUGGAUGACGACGUGAUCCCUGUUGGAUUCCCUGGUCACAAUCCACCUUACCAACCGCCUCCGGGCCGUCGGGAUAACGACGUGGGUGAUAUCAUUGGAGCAGAUGGCCACGCCGAGCCAUUACCACCAUAUUCACGAUACCCAGCAGGCGUGGUUCCGAAGCCUCCCGGCGUAGAGACCAUGGCCGAUAUGAAUGCCCCUUCAGAGAAUCAACAACUGCAUUCAGUCUCAAGAGACCAAGCACAACCAAUCUCGGUAACGUCAACGAGGGCUCUGGUCCCCCUGUCUUCUGGAGGUACUACGGCUGUGAACUAUGAUGGUGAUGAUGACAUUAGGGAGCGCAGGGCUCCCCUUACGGGCAUCAUGGCGUUCGAGGAGAAGCUUAAAAAGAAAGGCAAAAAGACUGCAUGUUGUGGUAUGCCCGUCUGGACUAUUAUUCUCGUCGCAACCGUGAUGCUGAUCGGCGGAUCCAUCGGAGGCGCUAUUGGUGGUGUGAUCGGCGGCAAGAGAGCAGCUGAGCAUGAUCGACAAGCGGCAGCUCAGUCAAGCGGCCCACAAAUCGUGACUGUGACUGCAACACCGCAGAUGGAUUAUUCGACCAUGACAAGUACUCCGACGAAUCUCAAGUCGGUUCCAACGGGCCACUAUCUUGUCCCUGCUCAGCUGCAAAACUCGUCGCGGAUGUGUGUUGAGGAUAGUCAAUUCAGACAUGCUUGGGGCUGCAUGGACAAUCCGACCAAUUUCGACAUCGUUAUUGGUGAGGAUCGUGGCCACCAUUCCAUCAUCUUCAGUAGCGCUGGCCCUACUUCGACAUUCACGUAUGGCGCUCAGCCCCCAAUUCUCCCCACCCCUACCCAAUCUCUGGGCUUCGCGAUCGAUACCAGCGAUACUGGGCUGGGCCCGGCUCUCUUUUUCUUUGCCAAAUUUGACAAGCUGGUCAUCGUUCCCGAAUCGCAGUUCGAGUCGUCGAGCUCUGUUUCAGCACGCUCAUUCACCGGAGAUGAUUCGUUAUUAGACAAGCUUCAUCGCAUGCAAACGGCCCAACCCGGUGACAAGCCUUGGUUCUGCUAUUGGAACCAAACGAUGAUGGAGUUUUUCAUUUAUGUCAACCAGACAACGGCGGAAGCUUCCGGCUCCACCGCUGCUACUGAUACUAAUAUGGCAGCCAGCACAGCCAGUGCUCAAUCCAACAAGCGCGGAGACACAGUUCUUGACUAUUCACGGAAGAUCAAGAUCGAAGAGCGCCGCGACUUCGCCGGAGCUCAGCCACCCUACUGCCAGCAGAUGCAAGUAGGGUCUGAUGGCCAUCUCAUUGGACCUAUUCAAAGCCAAGUCAUCAACAUCAAGGAGCUGGAGCCCACCCCAACAACCACCUACAUCAACACAAGUGGUGGCUCCCAGCAGACGUAUACGGCAAAAGCACAGUUUGCAACACCGUGUUAUUGUCUCUCUACGACUGAUUAG
Molecule: messenger RNA, 2115 nt
Organism: Penicillium daleae
Lineage: Eukaryota; Fungi; Ascomycota; Eurotiomycetes; Eurotiales; Aspergillaceae
Exons: 1
Coding region: 1-2115 (704 amino acids)
Source: RefSeq, a predicted model, not a curated record